GACUUUGGGAAAAUUCGGACUAUGCCGCUGACGCACUCCAGAAUCCCACAUCCACUUGGAGAGACGCGGUUUCCAGAGGAACAACUGGGGAUACUAUUUUAAUUUUUUGUGGCGUUUCGAAAUGUAUCCUAAGAUGUCCAAAUUGACUUUGUUUUUAUAUUUAUUUCAAUGUCUAAAUAAUUUCAUUAACGCACAGCAAGCUGCGCCCUGGAGGAACCGAUUUCAGUGGGUGAAUAACGGCCAGGUGUUCAGUUUAAUGAGCACCGGGUCAGAGUAUCAAGCACCGGUGCCGUCCAGAAGACAAUCCAGAGUUUUUCUGAGCAACAACGGAAAUGCUAUGCGUGACAGGACAGUGCAUAUGCCCACGGGCGCAUCAAAUUCUGCGCCGGACAGCGGCACAAACGCGCAUCUGGGACCGGACAGCAUGCAGUAUGUAGUCGCCAACAGUCGCGCACCUGGUGCCAGGCAAGUGCAGAUGCGUCAAAGGGCCAGGGGUCCUCCAGGAACCAGAGCUAACGGGACCAUCCUGCCGGAAUCUUCAGGCUCUGAUGUAAAUCACGCAAGGAGAGCAUCGUCUGGUGCCGAUAUCCAACAGGUACCUGCGCCAACUGAGAGCUCCAACACUUUGCCAAACUCUGAUGUUGCCAACGUGAUGAGUCUCACCAGAGCGCCUGUUUCAAAUGUCCAGACAGAGCAGGAAAUUACAACUGGUAAUAUGGGAGAUGAUCCAAGACACAGGAAUACGAUCUUUUACAACAUUUAUCCAGGCAGUGCAAGAGCAGUCAUUCCCCGUCGUCCCCCGCCUGGCACCGGGUAUGGUACCAGAUAUUUCCACAACGGUCUUCCAGACCUCGUACCAGACCCGUAUUCGAUCCAGGCGGGCUCCUACAUCCAGCGCGUUCAGAUGUACGCGCUUCGGUGCGCGGCGGAGGAGAACUGCUUAGCGCGGUCAGCAUACAGACCAACAGUGAGAGACAUUGACUACAGGGUUCUUCUACGGUUCCCACAGAAAGUGAGAAACAUGGGAACAUCUGACUUUCUCCCAGUCAAACCCACACAUGAAUGGGAGUGGCACAGCUGUCACCAACACUAUCACAGCAUGGAUGCGUUCAGCAACUAUGACCUCUUGGACAUCAACACCGGCCUGAAGGUUGCUGAGGGACACAAGGCGAGUUUCUGUCUGGAGGACACAGGCUGUGAUCCUGGAAUUCACCGGCGAUAUGCCUGCACUGCGCACACCCAGGGUUUGAGUCCAGGCUGCCACGAUACGUACGCAGCAAACAUUGACUGCCAAUGGAUUGACAUCACUGACGUUCCUCCUGGGAACUACAUUCUGAAGGUCACAGUCAAUCCAGACUACCUGGUGCCCGAGUCAGAUUUCUCCAAUAAUGUUGUGCGAUGUGAUGUCAUUUACACUGGCCUUUAUAUUCAAACACGAAACUGCAUAAUAACGGGGAAUUAAAGCCAUCGAUCUUUAUUUCCAGUUGCUGUUGUGCUUCUAUAGAGAUUAUUUUAAAAGUCCUUUUUAAGGUUUUGAGUAACUUUAAACAUGUCAUGAGAGUUGUUGGAAUAAUAUUCAAUGACAAAUGGGUCUAUUUUAGAUGAGUUUGAUAUUGUGCCCCUUGUGCGAGCAGUAACAUUUACAUGUGUAAUUUUAGUCAAACUAUUGUGUUUGUAAUGUCUAAAAUAUAAAAGUGUAAUUUUUUAUUUUCAACAGUUUAAAUUAAGAAUGAUAAAUUAUUAGAUUAGGUUUUUAUAGUAUGUUUUUAUAAUGCUGAUUUUUAGUUUUGUAUUUAUUGCAUAAAUUCUAAAAUAUAAACGUUUUGGUAAAGGGAUAGUCCACCCAAAAAUGAAGAUUUUGUCAUCAUUUACUCACCUUCAUGUUGUACUGAACCUGUGAGUUUCUUUAUUCUGAUGAACACAAAAUAAGAUAUUUUGUUAAAUGAUGGUAAGCAC
Misgurnus anguillicaudatus (oriental weatherfish) is the source of this 1956-nucleotide messenger RNA. RefSeq names its product lysyl oxidase-like 5b (gene loxl5b). Gene Ontology annotation, molecular function: protein-lysine 6-oxidase activity; copper ion binding. Lineage: Eukaryota; Metazoa; Chordata; Actinopteri; Cypriniformes; Cobitidae. The record is from RefSeq and is a predicted model, not a curated record. Gene Ontology annotation, biological process: peptidyl-lysine oxidation; collagen fibril organization.